Dreissena polymorpha is the source of this 9129-nucleotide messenger RNA. RefSeq names its product protein TANC2-like. The record is from RefSeq and is a predicted model, not a curated record. Lineage: Eukaryota; Metazoa; Mollusca; Bivalvia; Myida; Dreissenidae. Gene Ontology annotation, molecular function: protein binding. The transcript has 22 exons. Bases 767 to 7468 code for a protein of 2233 amino acids.
CCGUGGCUGCCCCUGCCGACACUUUUGAGCGUCUCACCUCAGCUUUUUACUACUUGUCUGUUGCAACUUUAGUUUUAUGAUUGUGAUCAACGAUUACCACCUUACCACUGCUACAGUUUUACAUCGACAGCUUACACUGUUCAUAAUUUUCAGUGUGUCACUCAUAUUUAACAAAGCUGUAUACACGUGUAGGCUGGUGAUUAUAUCGAGGCUUGAUGAAUAAUUUUGAGAGAAGAAGGAAUAAUCCUUUCGUGGCUGAAAUGUUUGUGUGCACUAGAGGAAGAGAGAUUAAUAAGGAACUAUUUAUAUAAUGUGACAACCGCUUAAGGAUAUUAAACAAGUGUAAUACAGGAUUGUUAAUUUAUAAACUUUAAUUUCUUUAACAGUGUGGUUUAACAGGCAGGAUAUGGUGUUUGGUGGUCAGAAACAUGUAUACAUAUCAUGUUUAACUAAUUACUAGAAGUAAUUAAGACUCUUUAUAUUGGUGAAAAGUUUAUAACUGGUACUCCUCGGAUAUUGUUGAUGUAACUCUGUGAGACUGGAAUUAAAUGUGCUGUGUAAAUGAAUUAAAACUCUUUAUGUUCCUGAAAAGUUUACAACUCAUACUCGGAUAUUGUUGAUGUUACUCUGUGAAACUGGAAUUAAAUGUGCAGUGGAAAUAAUUUAAAGUGAGAGAGUGUUCAAAAUCAUUUUUGGAUUUCUGAAUAAGUUUCUUCCCUUUAUACAAAAAAGGACAAUGAGUUGAAGACCGCAUGACCCUCUAAUCAUGGGCAACAAGCAUUCUAGCUCCAAGGAUGCCCAUUUCUCCUCUGAAUCACGCGGGCGCAGUCGUUCCUUCAACGGGCUUGCCUCCCGCUUCAGAAAGGCGAGUCGAAGCCCGCCAAGGGAGCGGAGCAGCUCGUUCGGCGAAUCGGCGGGAAAACCGCAUCGGAAAGGAAGUGGGAAAAUGGGUCAGAACGGUGUUUUCAAGGGUGGUCAGGGAAACAACGGUCACUUGAUCCGGAGAGGUCAUGAUAUUCCGAUAACGACCACUCUGACGAGGGAUAAUGGUGGUGUCGAUGUUCAGAUCGAGGUCAAGAAAGUUGGUGAUGUGGAAAGUCUCGGGAAACUGUCGCAGUCUGCUCCGAGUGGGCGUGGCUUUCAUUAUCGGCAUUCUCCCGCUAGGAAUGUGACGCCAAUAGCCGAGCAGGUGUCUGUUGGCACGAUGUCAGUGAAAGACCAGCGUCGCCUGAGUCAGGAUAGUUCUAAACUAAGUUGUCCUUCACCAAGUAAGUCGAUAAUUUUAGACGAAAAUGAUACCAUCAUCAAAAGUUCAAAUCUGAAGAAUUUGAAAAACAAGCAGCUAUCUCAGACUGAUAAGCAGGAAUUAAUUGAGAAUUAUUCAGAAAAUACAUCACAUAUCUCUGCAGACAAGAUGAGAACUGUUUCUAGGGAACUGUUUUCUGAUCAGUUGGAGGAUUUGGCCAAGAGACGAGGCAUGGCAACUUUGAAUCGUGAUCUCUCCUUAUCUAAUGCCAGUCUGGGUUUGCUUUCCAAUCGAUCCAAGUCAAUGCACAGCCUCAGUUCCAAUGAUUACGACUACGAGGAAAGGUGCAAGGUGGGUGAGUUGUUGUCAUUUGAAGACAGCCACCAGGUCGGGGAAUUGUGCAGGAGUAUAACUUCGCAGUUUUCCAGUGAAAAUCAGCAGGAAAAAGACCAGGACAUAUUUCUUAGACCGCGGACAAGUUCUGCUUCUGCAGUGGAUCUUGGAAGUUACAACCGCAAGCAGAUGGCGUUUGGAAAGACGAGCGCGGAGAUUAGGCGCAACCUGGCGUCACAGUACGCGAUAGAUCCGAAUAAGUCUGCUCAGAAAAGUAGUUCUGCUAAUAAUGUAGGGUCUGACGUGAUGCAGGCCCGAAGAAUGCUGGUUGCAAGGGCGCUUAAAGAUGGCGAAAAAGACGAUAAUGUUUCAGUUGGUAGUGUAGUCCCACCUCAACAGUCCCCGCAAAUCGCGAUGGCAAUGCAGGAAUCACUUGUGAAACAACAUUCCCUCCAAAGUUUAAAGGUAAACGAGAGUGUUUCAUUGUCCCCGAGCUCACCAGUCACCACUGGGUUGAAAGCGUCCCCAAAAAUGGGGCGCCGUAGUUCAGCAGGGAGACUUACCGGUGUUAUCACGUCGCCUGAAAAGUCUUACAGCCUGGCGAAGCAGGGUACACCAUCCCCGAGUGGAAAAAUGUUCAUCACACGCCGUACUUCUAGUCCGAUAUUCCCUCAAGGCUUGGUGUCCACUCCAGAGAAAACGGGAACCAAUCAAAGCAUUUCAAGAACAAGUUCAGGUUCUUUUUUGCAGAACAUUCAAAGCCCUGUUUCUAUUACGGAUAAAUCCAGCACGCAUCAAAGCAUGUCAAGAAUUAGUUCGGGUUCUUUGCUCCAAAACAUCGACGUUAAUCAGCUUCUGGCUGCAAAUAUGACCAAAUCCAUGCAGAAGUUUCUGCUGGAUGAUCGAGGCAUCGGAACAAACUCGACUGAUUACGAAAAACUUCAUAACAAGCUGAAUAAGAAUAAAAUAAAGAAAUCCACUUCGGCGUUGCCGACAGACGAGGGGUUUCGGGAAAGGAGCAGCAGCUUCUCAAUGCUGUUGUCGCGGCAACAACAACAACAGUUCGUCCAACAGAUGAUCUCACAGCAGCAGGCGGAAUUGAGCAAAAAGCAGGAAAAAGUGCAGGAUCAAGAAAUGGUGGUGUCCGAAACUCAAAUAACUCAAAUCGUUCAUUUGCAAACUAAGUCAUACGACAGCACGCCAGUGUCAACAGGCGGUGAUUCUGGAUUUCGUAGUAGAAGUCAGAGCUGGUCGUCGCUGUCACGGAAAAGCGUCUAUGAAUCGCAGCGGGAGAUAUGUGGUGUGUCGAACCCUGUGAGUAACUUGUGGAGUUAUAGCGAAGUGUCGCUUGCAGAGUUACCCGUGGAUUUGACCUCGCAACCUCAGCGGUAUAUAUCGGUCAUUGAAGACGACGGACCAUCCCCUGAAAAUUUGAAUUUCUCUCAUGACCUGGAUGUGAUUCAGAACCUGGGUAUGGAAAGCCCUGUGGCCCCAGGGGUGUUGGGCAUGGCCCAUAGCAACCAGCACCUGGCCCCUACCCCUGACCUCUGUCCCACAUGCCACCUGCCGUAUGACGCUUCGAGGAAACGACGCCUCAUCGACGCAUGCGGACAUGAGCGCUGCUGGUCUUGCAUGUUCAGCAAGGAGGAGUGUCCGCUCUGUAAUAGUGGCGUUUUGUUCCGCCACUACAGUCAAACCAAUCUGGACUAUAGGCCCAAACUAAAGACGAACGGACACUUCACAACGUACAUGCAGACUAGACCCGACAAGGACAUGUCACACUACCAAACACCACAACCACAAAGACCUGAGUCAGCUACAGGUCUAAGAACAAGUAGUCAGUCACAGGCAGGCUAUUCCGGUCGUCAGAAAAUUAUGACAUCGACAACCCCACCUCCUUAUCUACCUCCGUCAGCAAAGAGCUCUCCACAACAACAACAACAACAGCUGCAGAGUAACCUUGGCAGACCUACUGGUCCUCAUCAUCCCCACUAUCAGCAUCAUUUUCAUCCUCACCUUCAGCAUCAGCAGCAACAACAACCGUAUGCUGGGGACAGUGACUCGGCGCUGGGUUCCCCAGAUGGUGACAUCAGAGCCAGUGGCGGGGCAGCAACUUAUGCCCUUGACCUGGUAGACAACAGAUAUUCACCAGCACGUCAGCUAGACAAGCACAGUCCCUCACCGCCGCCCCCUGAUGUUGCCCAACACGACCUCAUGGCCAGGCUAGGUGACCUCUUGGAUGUCCGAUCAGCCAAUCAGCUGCAAGAGCAGGGGUCACAUGGUUAUACUCUGACCAAUCAGAGAGAAGACUUCUACGCGCCUGGAUCUGAUGGCACCCCAGACAGAGGAUUUGCAGACGCCAGCCCCCUCUCUACGUUGACAGCCUCCUCAGGCAGCGACCGUGGACAGAACACCCUGCAGACCCCUUAUGCGGCCCCUUUUCACAGUCGAGGGCCCAGCGCGGACAGCAUCGCCUCCAUGGGAUCCCUAACAACCGGCCACAAUGUCAGUCCCCAUGUUACCUUCAAUAACAGGCCACAUUCUAUCACUACGUCUUCACCCGGGGCUAUUGAGGACCUCCAGAUUUUCAGGCGGGCAAAGCACCGAAGGUCGGCGCGCGCUACCAUUGGUUACCCGGAGGACUCUAAAUUGCGGAUCCAGCCUAUACGACCCCCUCAACUGAACCUGACCCCAAUCCCCUUUGAGGUGCCUCACCCAGAGGGUCAGGCCAUGUUUAUAGGGCGGGAGUGGGUCUUCAGAGACAUUGACCUGUCGUUGAAUGGUGACCAUGCAGUGACAGACCAGCCCUCAGGCGUUAUCAUCGUUGGUGGAAUGGGGACAGGAAAGACCGCCAUUGUCGAGCAGCUAGUGGCGCACAGCUGCUUUGGGGAGGGAAAUGCGGCACUUGUUUCUGCACCAAGUAGCCGCCAAGCGACAGAUCGACUCCACAAUGGCGUAAACUACAGCCCAAACUCAACGCUAAAUCAAAACAAGAACCUCAGCGGAUCCAACACUAGUCUCAACUACGACGCGCUUCGAACGCUCGGCUCGCAGGUUGUGGCAUAUCACUACUGCCAAUCGGACGUUAACACAACUUGCAUGGUGCCGGAAUUCGUUCACAGCCUCGCCGGAUAUCUAGCGAGCGCUCCAGCGCUGGUCUCGUAUCGGGAGAUCCUUUUACAGGAUCCACAGCUUCAACACACAUUAAGCGUAAAGGAGUGCCUUCAAAAUCCUUCAAACGCGUUCGUUAAAGGUGUUCUAGAGCCUUUGGAACAAAUCCGGCAGUCGGGUAAAGUUGAUGCCGACACGUGUUUAAUUGUGAUAGAUGGUUUGAAUGAGGCGGAGUUUCAUAAACCGGAUUACGGCGAAACGAUCGCCUCGUUUAUUGUGAAUCAUAUAAACAAGUUUCCGUCGUGGUUAAAACUGGUGCUUACGGUGCAUACAAGUAUGUUGGAAAUAACGAACUCGCUGCCGUUUCCUCGUAUUUAUAUCGAUAAGGGCGAGGGUAAUGAUAUGCUGGUGAGGGAUCUACAGGAAUACGUGAAUCACCGGGUGCAAUGCUCGGUGCAAAUCAAACGCAAUAUGGCCAUGAAAUCUCUCGAUGCGACCACCCAGGGCAAGCUUGCGGCGCAUUUACAGACGCUCAGUAACGGGUCUUUCCUUUUCUGCAAGCAGACCCUGGAUUUAGUCGAACAAGGGCACGUUGUGUUGAAGAGUUCCAAUUAUAAAAUUCUGCCAGUGACUUUAUCGGAAGUGUUCUUAUUACAAUUUAAUAUCAGAUUCCCGAGUGUUCGCUCUUUUGAGAAAGUGUCGCCAAUUCUCGGGAUCGUGUUGGCGUCACUUUAUCCUCUUAACGGUGAUGAGAUUUUCGAUGCCUUAAAUUCGGGAUUUACCGAUCGUUACGUUUCGAAGGAGGACUUUCAGCAAAGGUUGGGGCAAAUGUCCGGACUGUUAUAUCACAGAAAGGACAACAGAUUCGUGUUCUUUCAUCCGGCAUUUCGAGAAUGGCUCAUUCGAAGGGAUGAUCAUGACACCAACCAAAAGUUUCUCUGUGAUUUGAGACACGGCCACGCCCUGCUAGCGUUCCAUCUCUCCCGGUGCGUGGCGCCGCUCUCCCCAGAGCGCACAUUGGAGCUGGGCCACCACAUCCUGAAGGCCCACAUCUACAAGAACAUGAGCAAGCAGCGAGGCUACUCCUCCCGCGACAUGCAGGCUCUCUGGGUCGCGCUCAGCGCUGACAAUCUGAGCGCCUCCCUCGUGUGUGAGCGGAACCUGUUCUCGCCAAACGUGAAGGUCAGUCGUCUAGUCCUGCUCUCAGGCGCCAACCCAAACACGCGCACCUUACACGAAGAAAACUCCCCAGUGCUCUGUAUCGCCGCUAAGGAAGGCUUCUGUGACAUGGCCUCGCUUUUGCUCGAGUUCAACGCCAACGUGGAUGCUGUUUCGGACACUGGGAUGUCCGCGUUGUGCUACGCAGGGAGCGGGGGUCACACGGACAUCAUCAAGAUGCUGUAUCUGCGCGGGGCUAGGAUGAACCAUGUGGACAACAGUGGCCAGUGCGCGGCAGUACACGCCUCUGUAAAUGGUCACCUGGACACACUGGUCUACAUACUGCAAUGUGAUUGGCCUAUGGAAGGUCAGGUGACCCAGAUAGAGGCCAUGCAGCAGGCGCUGAUCGUGGGGGCUGCCAUGGGGCAUAAAGAUAUUUGUGAGUUCCUUCUACAUUGCAACAAGAACAGACGGGACGAUUUUGGUGUUGAUGCAGUAGAUACCCUUCUUGGUGAAACAGCCCUAACAGCAGCCUGCCUCAACGGUCGCAAGGAGAUCAUAACAUGGCUUCUGGACAGGGGAGCUAACCCAGAAGUGCCCAACCAGAAGUCGUUCUCUCCCCUGCUGUGUGCAGUGGAGGCGGGAAAGUGGGACAUUGUGGACCACCUGCUGUCACUGGGGUCGUCGAUCGAGCAGACAGACAAACAUGGCCGGACGCCGCUGAUGAUCGCGGCAUACAAGGGGCAUAUUGGGGUGCUGGAGAUGCUGUUAUCUAAAGGUGCCUCGAUCCACAAGACUGACAACGAGGGUCUCACGGCCCUGUGCUGGGGCUGCCUCAAGGGUCACCUGCACAUCAUCCAGUCCCUGCUGGACCGAGGUUCAAACCUCCACCACGCCGACAGGUGCGGACGCAGCCCUCUGCAGCUGGCAGCAUUCCACGGCGACGCACAAGUGGUACAGUACCUUAUAGACUGUGGAGCCCAGAUUGAGCACGCAGACCUGAACGGCAUGCGAGCGGUAGACCGCGCGAUAGAUCGAAGAAACACCUCGGUCGUAGUGUGCUUUCUCCGUAAGGGCGCCAAAUUAGGUCAGAUGACAUGGGCGGUGGCGGCGGGGAAACCAGACGUCAUGUUCCUACUGCUGAACAAGCUGAUGGAGGAUGGCAAUGUCUUAUACAGGAAAAAUCGUAUCAAGGAUGCAGCUCAGCGUUACCAGUACGCGCUGAAGAAGUUCCCAGAGGAUGCGACCACAGAGCGAGACAGCACAUUCAAGGAAAUCAAGCGCAACUUGAUGUUGAACCUGUCCAGGUGCAAACGCAAGAUGAAUGACUACAAUGGUGCUGUUGAACUUGCAACCAAGGUCCUUGAAAUGAAGCCAUCAUGCUUUGAAGCCUACUACGCGAGGGCAAGAGCAAAGAGAGACAAUAGGCAGUUCUUAUCCGCAAUAGACGAUCUGAAGGAAGCCCUAAAGCUUGCGCCAGCCAACGAGGAGCUCACAAAACUGUUGAUUCGUGUGCGUGAAGAAUAUGGCGCUCAGCACAAGCUUGAACCUGGAUCAAACAUUUCCGGUGACCCCAAUAGCCAUCUUGAACGCCGGUCUUCAAACGAGACUGCUUUGUGACUGGAAGACCGGCCACUACAGCGUUAUGAUAAGAUUUGAACACUGGCCAUUACAGCGUUAUGAUAAGAUUUGAACAUAGACUUUGAAGACAGGCCAUUACAACGUUAUUAUAAGAUUUGAACAAAGAUCUUGAAAACCAGCCAUUACAGCGUUACGAUAAGUUUUAACACAGACUUUGAAGACAGGCUAUUAUAAAGGUAUGAUAAGAUUUAAACACAGGCCUUCAUCUUGUUAUGACAGAUUGGACACAGAUUUAGCCUUUGCCACUAUGACACGAAAUGGCAUUACAAUAGACAUUUAACACAGGCGUUUAUUGGGCUUUGAUCUUUUUUGAACGAGUUUAUUCCUGGUAAAACAAGCUUUAUGAUAUGUAAAAUAAUAAUAAUAAAUGAUGAUAAAAAAAUGUGUUACUAUUACCGUAAAAUAGAAAUUACUACAAUUAAAAAAAAAAAAAAAGAGCUUCUAUAUUUUCAUAUUCACUUUCCAUUUUUCAAAAUAGGAAUUCCCAAGCUUUAUGAGGAACAAAAAACUUGACACAACUGGGCCUAUAUUCACUAUCAGAUUUAAAUCAAACCCGAUAAUGGUUUAAUAUGUUGAACAAACGGAAUUAUAUUUUAUUGUUGUAUACAACAAGCCUUGAAUAAUUAAAAGUAUGCAUGAAUCAAGUAAUGCAAACAGACCACCAAUUGACAGCAAACUGGUUUUAAAACUGUUUUGUCUUGACCAAUAGUGCUAUAACAUGUGUUUUUUUUACAUGGAAAUGGUUACUGUGUUGGUAUAAGAUACAGCUCGGACACUUGUCACAAACAAAAUCAUACAUUUAAUACAAAACAAUAUCUAUAAAUAUAGAUAGUAAACAACUUGAGGGCUUAUUAAUUCUUUUGCAUGCUGGAAAAUUUGUCGUCUGCUAAAAUGUCGUCUGCUGAAUUUCUAAAAUUAGCAUUUUCUUCGAUUUUUUUUUCAAAGAAUACUAUCAGAAUAGCAAACAGUUUGGAUCCUGAUGAGACGCCACGUUCUGUGGCAUCUCAUCUGGAUCCAAACUGUUUGCAAAGGCCUUUAAAAUUCGCUUCCAGCGCUGAAAGGGUUAAUGAUGGUAUCAAUUUAAUUUGUCUGAGCUAUAUAAUUAUUAUUUAUCAUCAUAUGUAUUUGCUUAUGCCUUAGUCAAUAAUUAUAUGAACUGUGCCUUUGUACAUUUGUUUUCAUAUUAAAAUCUAAUUACAUAUUUUUAUAUUCAUAAGAUGUACAACAUGUAUAUAUAGUCAAUCAUGUGUGAAAAUGGAUACUGUUUGUAAUUGCUUUAUAGCACAUAAUAAGCGCUUUUCGUUGUUUGUUAGAUAUUUCGCUAAUGCAGUAGAUGCAUUUGUUAUCCCUUCAAAUGAAUAAUAUUAUUUUCGAAGUGUGAGUAUAUUGUACAGAAAAGUUUUAGAGAUUGUUUGGUUGUUUUUAAAAGAAGUAUUUGAUUCAUAAAAAAUGAAUCAUGUGUUUUACCUUCUUUUGAUUUCGUAAUUGGUUUUAUCGUUAUAUUUACUUGUGAGCAAGCAUUUUAAGUGUUGCGACGUUGUUUCGAUGUUUGUGUACAAACUUCUUUGCAAAGUUUCGGUUGUGACAUUUAAAAGUUUAAUUAUUUAAAAAAAAUGAACGAAUAAAAAAGUUUCAAAAUA